Pongo pygmaeus (Bornean orangutan) is the source of this 6998-nucleotide messenger RNA. It is a transcript of the gene KCNG2, whose product is annotated as potassium voltage-gated channel modifier subfamily G member 2. The transcript has 3 exons. The record is from RefSeq and is a predicted model, not a curated record. Gene Ontology annotation, molecular function: protein binding; voltage-gated potassium channel activity. Bases 5314 to 6723 code for a protein of 469 amino acids. Gene Ontology annotation, cellular component: membrane; voltage-gated potassium channel complex. Gene Ontology annotation, biological process: action potential; protein homooligomerization; potassium ion transmembrane transport. Lineage: Eukaryota; Metazoa; Chordata; Mammalia; Primates; Hominidae.
GCCUGGCUCUUGUCACCCAGGCUGGAGUGCAGUGGUGCAAUCUUGGCUCAAGGCAACCUCUGCCUCCCAGGUUCAAAUGAUUCUCCUGCCUCAGCCUCCCAAGUAGCUGAGAUUACUGGCACCCACCACCACACCAAGCUAAUUUAUGUAUUUUUAGUAGAGACGGGGUUUCACCAUGUUGGCCAGGCUGGUCUCAAACUCCUGACCUCAGGUUGUCCACCCGCCUCAGCCUCCCAAAGUGCUGGGAUUACAGGCAUGAGCCACCGCGCCUGGCCUUUUACUUGAAUUGUGUAUAUGGGGUGGGGUAGGGUUCAGCUGCACCCUUUUGUGUGAGCAUGUCCCCAUCUUCCUGGUGCCAUUUAUUAGGAAGGGCCUCCUUCCUGAAUUAAAUGGUCCUGGCACUCUUUUCCCAAAAUCACUUGAUCAUAGGUGUAGGGCUCAUCUCUGGGCGUCCUGCUCCACCCUCAACUGCCCCGUCUGUCCACAUGCCAGGCCACGCAUUUUGAUCGCCAUAGCUUGGCAGCACCUUUGAGAUUGGAAGUGUGAGGCCUCCAUCAUUGCCCUUCUUUUUCAAAAUUGUAUUGACUAUUCGUGGUCCGUUAAGACUCCAUAUGAAUUUUAGGAUGGGCUUUUUCAUUUCUGCAAAAAAGCACUGUUAAGAUUUUUGUAGGCCAUUCUAGAAGUGGGCUGAGUGAAUGUGCCAGUUGGCUUUGUUGUGAGGAAAUCCCAGCACUGAUAUUUGGGGCUGGGAUGUGAAGGCUUCAGUAAAACUUGUCAAAUUCAGACUCAAGGUGCCUUUCGUACCAUUGUCCUGGGGUUUAAGCAGGAAAUGUUAGAUUUUUAAAAGCUUUUUAUUUGAACGAUUUUUAGACUUAUAGGAAAGUUGCAGAACUCGUAGAGGUUCCUGUGUCUCCCACCCAGCUUCCUCCAGUGUUGGCAGAAUGGUCCAGACCAGGGAUUCCCACUGGCCCUGCCCUGGUCACUGCUUUAAAACCCCACUCAGAUGUCACCGCAUUCUUCAUACUAGAGCCACGGUUCUGUCCAGGGCCCCUCACCAUCAUUCCUAUCAUCCAUCUGUAACAGCUCUCCAGUUUGUUUUCUGUUUUUGUUUUUCACAAUAUUGAUACUUUUUAAAAUUAUUAUUUUUUUGAGAUAGGGUCUUGCUCUGUCCCCCAGGCUGGAGUGUAGUGGUGCACUCAUGGCUCCCUGCAGCCUCAGCCUCCAGGGCUCAAGCAUCUUCCCACCUCAGCCUCCCAAGUAGCUGGGGCCACAUGCAUGAGCCACCAUGCCCGGCUAAUUUUUGUAGAGAUGGGGGUCUCGCUGUGUUGCCCAGGCAGGUCUUGAACUCCUGACCUCAAGGGAUCCACCCACCCCAGCCUCCAAAGUGCUGAGAUCACAGGUGUGAGCCACCGUGCUGGGCCUUCAAACGUGUGCUGUGCUCACCCCGAGAGACUGGAGCCUGCUGCGUGUGGUUCUUUUAGUCUUUAGCCUCCCAGAUUUCAUGGAAACACAUUUUCCACAAUUACCUGGGAGAGCCCUUGUCUCCCCACACUUCCGUGGGGUUGUGGAUUCCCUGUGAGGCAUCUGGGCUUAUCGUGGGCGUUGGUGUUGCGUGUGGGUGUGGCUCACUUGUGGCAUGUGAAGAGGUGAAGAGCAUGUGGGGUACCCCAAGGCUUUAGGAGUCACUGCCUCUGGAAGGCCCUUCCCACCUCCCUCCAUGGGGAGACAGCCUUAGUUUCUGUUCAUCCUCCUCUGUUCCUCCUGCACAGCCAGGCAGGCACCUGUGCAUUUCAGCUGGCCCCUGUCUUACACCACGGGUGGCAAAUCUCUGCCUUUCUUCUCACUUUGCCUUCUCACUUAAUGUCCUGGAAGUCACCCCGUGGCAGGCCUUACAGACCUUCCUCCUUCCGGCAUGUGCCCCACCGUGUAGACACCCGCGUUUACUCAGCGACCUUGCUCUGUGCGGGCACUGGGCUGUUUCCAGGGUUUUGCCAUCUCCACCUGUGCUGCUGUGAACACCACAUGUGGACCUUUUCAUCUCUGCAGGGUUGACCCCCAGAAUUGGGGUUGCACAGAGGUCAGUAGCCAGCCAGAUGUUGCCACAUUCCUCCCUCCUGAGAGCUGUGCCCCGUGUCGAGCGCUGUUUGCCCACAGCCAGGCCAGGGGUUGUGGUAGGAUUUUUUAAUUUUUGCCAGUCUCAUGGGUGAGAAAUGGUAUCUCAGUAUUGUUUUAAUCUGCACUUCUCUGAUUACGAGUGUGCUUGAGCAUUUUUUCCAUAUGUGUGGAAGUCAUUUUUAUCUUUUGUGAAUGGCCUGUUCAUGUUUUUCCCCAUUUCUCGAUGGGGUUUUUGGUCCUUCACCCCCUGAUGUUUAAGAGUUCAUGCUAUAUGAGUUUUUCCCCUUGUUGUUUUUCUUUUUCCACGUGUGCCCAGCUCUUUAUGCACAUUUGAACCUUAGUAUCGACAUGUCCAACUCCAUAAAAUAGCUUACCCUGGUUUACUGGGAUUGAGUGGAACUGAUGAGCUAACACCAAGAGGAAGCCACCUCCACAGUGCCAAGUCUCCUGUCUGGGAGCACGGCUCGCUUUCCAUUUGUUCAUGUUUACUUUCGUGUUUUAAAUUUGUUCUUGUAAAAACAGUACACAUUCCUUGUGAAAUUUGUUCCUACAUGUUUUUUUUCCUAUUGUAAAUGGACUUUUUCUUUCUUUUUAUCAAUUUAAUUUAGUUUUUGAGACAAGAUCUCACUCUGUCACCCAGGCCGGAGUGCAGUGGCACAAUCUUGGCUCACUGCAGCCUCCGCCUCCCAGGCUCAGAUGAUCCUCCCACCUCUCAGCCUCCCAAGUAGCUGGGACUACAGGCACCACCACAUCCGGCUAACUCGUGUAUUUUUUGUAGAGACAGGGUUUCGCCAUUUUGCCCAAACUGAUCUUGAACUCCUGGACUCAAGCGAUCCCCCCACCUUGGCCUCCCAAAGUGUGGGAUUACAGGCGUGAGCCUCGGUGCUUGGCCAUAAAUGGACUUUUUCAAUGAUUGUGUUCUUUAUUGUUUGUGUAUAGGAAGGCUGUUGAUUUUAUAGCCUGCUACUUUUCUAAAUUUUUUUAUUCAAUAAAUAAGUUUUGUCAUUGAUUCUCUGGUAUUUCCAAGUAUACGAUGAUCCUAUCUGCAAAGAGAGACGGUUUCACCCCUUCUUUACCUGCUCUAUGCUUCUGAUUGAUUUUUGCUGUCUAGUUUUAUUCAUUAAUACCUCUCGUAUAAUGUUAAAUAUAUCAGAGGUAGUGGGUAUCCUUGUUUCUGAUUGCCAUGGAAAUGCCUCUAGUGUUUCUCCAUUAAGAGAGUGGCUUUAGAAAACACAGGCUGCCGGUGCUGGUGAAAUACCCGUCAACGCCCUGAGUAUUCAUCAAAGGCUGCUUGGUAUCUAUGGAGAUGAUCACAUGACUUUUCCACCUAAAUUUGUUAUUAUGGUGCAUGAUGUUAAUGGAUUUCCUACCACUGAACCUACUUUGCACCUUCUGGAACAAAUUCUACUUUUUUAUAGUAUUUUUUUUUCUUAAGAGGCAUUGGAUUCUGUUUAAUAAUAUUCUGUUUAGAAUUUUUGCAUUGGUAUUGAUGAGCGAUAUUGAACUUAAGUUUUCUUUCUUCUUAUUAUAUUUGGUUUAAAUAUCAGUGUUUGCUUACUUCAUAAAAGGAACUAGAGAGCUUUCCUUCCUUCUCAAUGUUCUGAAAUAAUUUGUAGAGCAUGGAGACUAUCUGGGCUUUAUAAUCUUGGGAGAAUUCUCUGUAAACCUGUUGGGGCUUAGUGCUUUGUAUAGGACAGUCAGUAGUAACUUUCUGUUUCUUCAAUGGAAAUGGGUCUGCUGAAGUUUCUAACUCUCCUGGGACAGUUUUUGGUGUCUCUGUUUCCCGAGGACAUCUGCACUUCCUCUGGGUUUUCAAAUGUGUUUGCAUAGAGGACUGCACAGUGUCUCCUCUGAUUGUUCAGUCUGUUUCAAACGUUACAUUUCUUGAAUAUAAUAAUGUGGCUUUAAAAAAGAAAAAGGAAGACACUUGAAGAAUGGGAAAAUAUCCCUAAGUCAUCCUACAGCUAUAAGCCUUGUUUUCAAAGCAGCACAUCACAGACUCGUGUUUACCGUCAGUUUACGAAGAAUGCGCUGAUGUCUGGGUCCAUAAAAACAUCUUUCCUGUCCUUUUCUGCUGUUGGCUGACGAACUGCCUCUUCAUUAAAAAUAGCUUUAAUGCCUGAGAGUUACAGAAGCUCCCCUCAGCGAGGAGGAAACCACGGAGGUUUUACCAAGUCCCUGUCGGUGAACAUCAACUUGACUGACGGGGCACAAGCUUCAGGAGAUGAAGUGUCAAUAAGGAUUAAUACGAAGGUAGAUCAAUCACGCUGUCAUUUCAUAGGGCUUCAGUUUCUUUCUGUAAAAACCUGUCAGAUGUGAUUUUCCCUCUAAAAUUAGAAUCGUUUUUAUUCAUUUUUCCAGUUACUAAAAUUACCUGUAUCGUCCGAGGGAAAAUACAGGAGGAGGACAGAAAAAAGAAAGUAAAAAUCACCUGACCUGACCGUGCACUGUCAGCCUAUCGGUGGCCUUCCUUCCGGAAGUUUCUUUAUGCGUCUGCCCGUGGAUGGGAGGUGGGAGCGCGGACACCUGUCGCCCUCUCGGCCGCUCUGGGACCUGCCCUUUCUUUGAAACGUUGUGUCCAGGGCAUGACCCCCAUCGAGACGUGGGCCUGGGCGGAGGCUGCAGCUUAAGAGGAAGCUCUCGGCGUCGGGCCUGUGCCCUGCGGCCGCCCUGACCCUGGAGGAAGCGGGCGCCGACACGUUGUGGGCAACAGGAAGGGCCGGGAGCUCUGUGGCCGUUGGCAAGGCCAGGAACCCGGGUAGUCGAGCAGAAACUGUGAUCUGGGGCGGAAGGCCUCCGUGGGAGAAGGCUCGCGUCAGACGGGGACGGAGGGCCUGGCUCUGGGAAGGUGGGUCCCGCUCCCUUCUGAGGCAGGCAGAGCUGCAGGGAAAGCAGAUGUGUGGAGGCCCCUCCAGAGCCAGGCUCCAGGCGCUCCAGGGACGGCGCCCGUUCUCCUCCCUUCCCAGGCCUGCCCAGCAGACGCCACCGCACGAAGCUUCACAACUGAGCGAGCAGCUCCUCACGGAAGGUUAAAUUCGGCGCGUUACGUCAUUACGUUCAGUGAAAGAACUGAGUGAGCAGCUCCUCACGGAAGAUUACAUUCGGCGCGUUACGUCAUUACGUUCAGUGAAAGAACAGUGCUCCUCACGGAAGGAGCCCGGCGGGAGCCCCUCGGUCCGGUCCGGUCCGGCCCCGCGCAUGGAGCCACGGCCCUGCUCCCCGGGCGGCGGCGGCGGCGGCGGCGGGACCCGCGCCCGGCACGUCAUCAUCAACGUGGGCGGCUGCCGCGUGCGCCUGGCCUGGGCCGCGCUGGCGCGAUGUCCCCUCGCGCGCCUGGAACGCCUGCGCGCCUGCCGCGGCCACGACGACCUGCUGCGCGUGUGCGACGACUACGACGUGAGCCGCGACGAGUUCUUCUUCGACCGCAGCCCGUGCGCCUUCCGCGCCAUCGUGGCGCUUUUGCGCGCGGGGAAGCUGCGGCUGCUGCGGGGCCCGUGCGCGCUGGCCUUCCGCGACGAGCUGGCCUACUGGGGCAUCGACGAGGCGCGCCUGGAGCGCUGCUGCCUGCGCCGCCUGCGCCGCCGCGAGGAGGAGGCGGCCGAGGCCCGCGCGGGGCCGACGGAGCGCGGGGCGCAGGGGAGCCCGGCGCGCGCCCCGGGACCUCGGGGGCGGCUGCAGCGCGGCCGGCGGCGCCUGCGCGACGUGGUGGACAACCCGCACUCGGGGCUGGCGGGCAAGCUCUUCGCCUGCGUGUCCGUGUCCUUCGUGGCCGUCACGGCCGUGGGCCUCUGCCUGAGCACCAUGCCGGACAUCCGCGCCGAGGAGGAGCGGGGCGAGUGCUCCCCCAAGUGCCGCAGCCUGUUCGUGCUGGAGACCGUGUGCGUGGCCUGGUUCUCCUUCGAGUUCCUGCUGCGCUCCCUGCAGGCCGAGAGCAAGUGCGCCUUCCUGCGCGCGCCGCUCAACAUCAUCGACAUCCUGGCGCUCCUGCCGUUCUACGUGUCGCUGCUGCUGGGGCUGGCGGCGGGCCCGGGCGGGACCAAGCUCCUGGAGCGCGCGGGGCUGGUGCUGCGGCUGCUGCGUGCGCUGCGCGUGCUCUACGUGAUGCGCCUGGCGCGCCACUCACUGGGGCUGCGCUCGCUGGGCCUGACCGUGCGCCGCUGCGCGCGCGAGUUCGGGCUGCUGCUGCUGUUCCUCUGCGUGGCCAUGGCGCUCUUCGCGCCACUGGUGCACCUGGCCGAGCGCGAGCUGGGCGCGCGCCGCGACUUCUCCAGCGUGCCUGCCAGCUACUGGUGGGCCGUCAUCUCCAUGACCACCGUGGGCUACGGCGACAUGGUCCCGCGCAGCCUGCCCGGGCAGGUGGUGGCGCUCAGCAGCAUCCUCAGCGGCAUCCUGCUCAUGGCCUUCCCGGUCACCUCUAUCUUCCACACCUUCUCGCGCUCCUACUCCGAGCUCAAGGAGCAGCAGCAGCGCGCGGCCAGCCCCGAGCCGGCCCUGCGGGAGGACAGCACGCGCUCGGCCACAGCCACCGAGGACAGCUCGCAAGGCCCCGACAGCGCGGGCCUGGCCGACGACUCUGCGGACGCGCUGUGGGUGCGGGCAGGGCGCUGACACCUGCGCCGCCCGCACAGAGACCCUCUGCUCCCUCCAGCUGCAGGGUCGGGACCCCCGAGGUGCGCCGAGGGGUGGGGGGCGUCUGGCCCGGGGGAAGGGCUCCUGCCGGCCGCGUCCUCGGCCCUCGUGCGUGAGCAGCCCCAGAACUUGGCGGAGCCCUGCCUGACUCCCCGCGGCAGCGCUGGGCGAAGUCACUGGCCUGUGUCCUCCUGCCCCGCCCCUUUCGUUGGAUUUUUAAUUUUCUAUGCCUAGCUAAAAAUAAAUUUAGUAAG